AGAAAGAGUUAAAACCACCGAGCUGGCGCUGUCGUGCAAAUAGGGCGGGAGACAGGAUGCAGCAAGGGGUAUUUUCCUGUGCAUGAACCCGCCACUGCCCACACACCGAGGGUGGCUGUUUCCCUCUCAGGCCUGAGGCUGGAAUGCGCUUGCUACAAGGGCGCAAACCCUUUUUGGAUUCCUGCACUGGGGCUGCAUCGCUGCUGUGGGCAAAGAAAGCAUUGUAAAUCCAGAGAGUGCAUAGACAUUAUCAAGGGAAGGCUUAGCAAGAAACAAAGAACCCAGACCAGAAAGGCUGGUGGCCAAGAGAUUAUCCUGUUGGAGAAGCAUCUGAGAUAGACACCUCGCUGGAAAAAAAUCUCCUUAAUCACCAGAAGCUGAAGAGAGCCGUGUUGAGGCCAGUUUUCCUACCAAGGAGCCUGCAGACCAGGAGCCAUGGGGGAGAAGUCCCACACAUGCCCCUAUUGUGGGAAAGGCUUUCGGCGCAACUCUCACCUGACACGUCAUCUUGGCACCCACUCGGGGCUGCAGCGUCCUUUGGGUGGGAAGCGCCUUGGGCAGCAGGUGCAGGAGGAAGACCGCCCCUACACCUGCAAUUACUGUGGGAAGACCUUUGCCCGCCCUGCCCACCUGACCCGGCACCAGGAGACCCAUUCAGGAGAGAGACCAUACAAGUGCAGCUACUGUGGGAAGGCCUUUGGGCGCAACUCCCACCUGACGCGGCACCACAGCACCCACACUGGCGAGCGCCCCUAUGAGUGUGGGGUCUGUGGCAAGGCUUUCACCCGCAGUGCCCACGUCACCCGCCACCAGGGCACCCACACAGGGGAGCGGCCCUUCCGCUGCACACACUGCGGCAAGCGCUUCACCCGCAGUGCUCACCUCCAGCGCCACCAGGGCAUCCACAGCGGAGAUAAGCCCUUUUCUUGCCGUGACUGUGGGAAAGGAUUCACCCGUAAUGCCCACCUUGAGCGCCACCGUGCCACACACUUGGGUGAGAAACCCUUCAAAUGUGCCAGCUGCGGGAAAGGAUUUGGGGCAGCCUCCCACCUUGUAAGGCACCAGAAAACCCAUAAAAGACCUGUCUACAGGGACAUUGUGCAGGACAAUUAUGGGACUCUACUCUCGCUAGAUGGAGGAACCAUGAACCCCAACCCCCCACCUGGAAGUUCUGAGGCUACGCAGCCACACAAGCAGCUACCGGGACGCUCUGAAGGCUCCCUGUAUUCGGGCCAGAGUCAGGCUGGGCAACAAAGUGAGAAUGCAGCAAAAGGAUGGGCCAAGCCACCUCUUCCUCCUACAAUGCCAAAAGACAACCUCAGUAUCCCACCCAGGGUAUACAUGGGGCCCGGCCAGGGCUUGUGUAUCCAGUGUGGGGAGAGCCUCUCCCAGGCUCAGCAGAACCUCUCCCGGACUCAGCCCAGCCUCUCCCAGGUCCAGCAGACCCUUAACCAGGCUCAGCAGAGCCUUGCCCAGCUCCAGAGAGCUCCCCACUCUGCUGAUAAGCUCUAUCCAUGCUCUGAUUGCGGGAAAAGCUUUGGAGUGAGCUCCCACCUCACUAUUCACAGGAGAAUCCACACAGGGGAGAAACCUUAUGAGUGUAAUGACUGCGGGAAAAGGUUCAGUCAGAGCUCAACCCUUGUCCUCCACCGCCGCAUCCACACUGGAGAGAAACCCUACAAAUGCACAGAUUGUGGGAAGAGCUUUUCUGUGAGCUCCCACCUGACCAAACACCAGAGAAUCCACACGGGAGAGAAACCUUAUGAAUGCCAAGCAUGUGGGAAAAGAUUCAGCCAGAGUUCCACCCUCAUCUUGCACCAGAGAACCCACACGGGGGAGAGGCCUUAUAAAUGUGACGAGUGUGGGAAAACCUUCAGUGUCGGCUCCCACCUCACCAUCCACCAGAGAAUCCACACAGGGGAGAAGCCAUAUCGCUGUAUGGAAUGUGGGAAGAGUUUCCGGCAGAGCUCGCACUUGAUGCGCCACCUGGGGACACACUCCGGGGAAAAGCCUUACCGCUGUGCGGACUGCCCCAAGGCCUUCACGCAGUUGUCGAACCUGCGGCAGCACCAGCGGAUGCAUACCGGGGAGCGUCCCUACACCUGCGACUGCUGCGGCAAGCGCUUCUCCUGGAGCUCGAACCUGGCCCAGCACCGGCGGCUCCACACCGGCCAGAAGCCUUACGCUUGUGUCCAGUGCGGCAAGCGGUUUUGUGAAAGUGCCCGGCUCCUGGAACAUCAGCGCACCCACACAGGCGAACGGCCCUACGCCUGCCCGCAAUGUCGCAAACGCUUCAGCCGCAGCUCCCACCUCGCCCGCCACCAGCGCCUUCACGCGGCUGCCGUGGAGGUGGAGGAAGACCGGCGGCCUUAUCCUUGCAGUCAGGGUCCUGCCCUCCUGCUGCACUAGACUCUCUGGUCUAGUGUAACGAGACUCUAUGGCAGGCGUGGGCAGACUUGGCCCUCCACCAGCUGCUGUUGAACUACAACUCCCAUAAUUCCCAGCCACAAUUUAUUGUGGCUGGGAAUGAUGGGAGUUGUAGUUCAGCAACAGCGGGAGGGCCAGGAUUGCCCACCCCUGCUCUAUGGUCUAUUGUAACUAGAGUCUGUGGUCUGCUGGUGCUGGUACACCUUGGCUGAACUGAUGGCUCUACAGGAUUUUGCCUGUUCCUUGGAUCUCUCGAUUCUGUGAGCAUCCUGGUGAUGGUCUCAAAGUUUUCUGCUGAACUACAUAGGCUGCAAUGUGAGCUUCGAUCACACGAUACCUCAGAGCAUCUACCGCGGGGCUACUCAACUCUGGCCCUUCUGCAGAUGUUGGCUUACAACUCUCGUAAUCCCUGGCUAUUAGCCACUGUGGCUAGGGAUUAUGGGAGUUGUAGUCCAAAAAACAACAACGGCUAGGGUGGGGGCCAAAGUUGAGCAGGCUUGAUCUACAGCAUGGAGCACUUGUGGUUGUGCAGGAUACACCAUAACAAUCUCUGUGGCCAUACUAUGUGUGAGAAAGAUUUCCCUGUGCGUUGUGCCAAUACACACUGUGCUGAGAGUAUACCAAACGUACAGGCAGACUACGGCAAUUGCUACACAUCAGAUAAUGUGCAGCGGGAGAAAUGAAUCCCACAUGAGCCAGUGCUACAGAAUGAGCUCAGGGCCAGGUCGGUCUCACUACAGAAGCGAACUAGGCAACUGCCUAAGGUGCCAAAAUGCAAGGGGCAGAGCUGUGGUGAGUGUCUCAUGAAGAGGGCCGUUGGCUGUUUUUUUGGAAGCGUUGCAAAGCAGCAGCGUAUUGGCUGGGUUGAUCUUUCCUGCAUUCCAGGGGACACAGUUUGGGAACCUUUUGAUAUCCCCACUAGACACACACACACACACACACACACACCCCUUGUAAAAAAAGGAUGUAAAGAAGUGAGAGACAUUAAAAAUGAAAAUAAGAAAACAAUGGACUUUUGAUAAUUUGAUGGUGCUGUUGUGAAGCAUAUAAUAACACAGAGGUGGGACUGGGGACCAGUAACAUUUUAAAUUACCUAAGGCAGCUAAAACUUGCUCUCUGUCGCCUUCCCUGGGGAUGUAUGUGGAAGCACAGCAUCUUCUGCAGCUCAGAAUCUAAAGGCCUUGUUCUCACUAAGAUGGUAAGCUUGUGUUUGGGCUGUACCACUUCAGACUAUAGGUGUGGGGCUUCAUGAUUUAAUGCUCUGCCAUACCAAAAAAUGUUCUUUGCAUAGAAAACUAGCAUGUUAGGGGAAAGGGUUCUAAUCUAGCCUUCUCUCUGACAUUUUAGGCCUAGUUUCCCCUGUGCUGGUAAAUGUGUUUGGACUGUACCACUUCAGAUUGCAAGUGGGGGUUCAGAUUAUUGAAUGUUCCACCCUCCAAUUAAAAAAAACCUAUACACUAACAAGUAAGUGCGGGUUAAAAAGUUCUAAUCUAGCUUCAGAGCUGUGGGUUUUCCAAUUUUUGUAUUGGAAAAAUUCCCAGAAAAAGUUCUGGAAAAAUUUCCCAUGCAGAAUUUCCCAUCAUUUGUUCAAUAUUUGUAUUAUUUGAUGAGGGGAUCAAUAAAGACAUGUCAUAUGCUUU
Messenger RNA from Hemicordylus capensis (graceful crag lizard), 4067 nucleotides. RefSeq names its product zinc finger protein 883-like. Bases 436 to 2409 code for a protein of 657 amino acids. NCBI's taxonomy places the organism in Eukaryota, Metazoa, Chordata, Lepidosauria, Squamata, Cordylidae. Gene Ontology annotation, molecular function: RNA polymerase II cis-regulatory region sequence-specific DNA binding; DNA-binding transcription factor activity, RNA polymerase II-specific. Gene Ontology annotation, biological process: regulation of transcription by RNA polymerase II. The transcript is spliced from 5 exons. The record is from RefSeq and is a predicted model, not a curated record.